GCCUGUAUAAUUUCGAGAGUAUAUUUAUAUUACCCAUACAAUGUUUUUUCCGUACUAUCUAUAUUUCUCAUGAGAACCAUUACACUAUUUUUUCUCGUAAGCGCACAUCAAACAAAAGACAUUUCUUGUCAUUUUUGACAUUAUCGUAAACGUUUUGAAAGCGACAGUUCUGGACGAAUCAAAACAUGAUUGACAUUAUUGUGUUGUGAUCACCUUGUGAAAGAAGUUUUAUGAAAUGAUGAAUACUCAGAGCUAUCAAAAGUUAAUAAACAAGUAGAAGCAAGUACUCCUCAUGACGAUGCUGUCGUUUCUCGCACCUUGUAAAGACAGUGAGCCAGAAACGUUACUAGAACUGUGUUUUAAAUUUGUUGUGAAACGACCAGAUACUAUAUGUACAGUAGACCCAUUCACUAAAGAUUAUAGACUUAGAGACGACCUAGCUCUUCCCAGUGAAAUCUGUGAAAAUAUUAUUCACUUUUACCAGCAAAGUGGAAAUAUAGUAGAUGAUAAAUUUGUCAAUAUAUUCCAAAACCCUCACACAACCAGAUUAAAACGAGUGAGGUUAAGGAAUUCAGCAAUCACAGAUGAUGGACUUUGCGCCUUAUUGAGUCAUAGAUUGAUUGAAUUAGAUCUAUACAAUUGCAUUAAUAUCACAGAAGGGUCAUUAGCCCAUAUAAAUGACUUUGGUAAUAGUUUGUUAUCGCUAAGUGUUGGAUCCCAGGUUCACAUUUUGCCUGAUACACUGUAUUCUGAAGAUUCCCAGAAGUUGCCUGAAGCAAACAAAAGAAGUGCAUACCAAGAAAGAGGCUACAUAUUACGCGCACCUAAUCUUCGAAAACUGACUGUAAAGAACCUUUAUGUUCCUGGAGAGAAAUUAUACUUUCCGUUGUUACUGCAUUCUCUACAGAACCUUGUAUAUCUUGAUUUGUCCAAUUGUUUUGACUUAGGAGAUCUGUCAUAUCUAUGUGACUUGAAAAACUUGUCAACACUUAUACUGUACAAUGUUCAAAGACUGCAAGAUGCAAUAGCUUCAGUAUGUAGGAUAACCAGCUUAAGGGUACUAGAUAUCUCGCAGUCAAAUGAAAAGCAUGGAACUUUCAGGAAUGAGAAUCAGGUACUUGCUACACUUGUUGAGAGCUUGCCAAAUCUAACUUCAUUGGAUAUUUCAGGCACCAACUUAGCUGGAACAGGUGUUGCAGAACAUGCUUCGUCAUUUGUAACUGCGAAUGAAAAAACAUUACCUUCUUCUGACAUUCCUGGGCUUAAUUCUCGUGUUUUAAAUCCAUUUGAUUUCCUAGGUCUUUAUGGCACACAACAUUCUGCUUGCAGGCGGCAUGAUAUCCCUGCAAAAUUGAUAUCUGGCGAUGCUUCAGAGGAACAAAUUUUAAUCGCAGCUGCAGCUUACAUUGAUCGCCCAGAUGUACUUCAAAAAGUGCUCAAUGAUCUCUAUCAUCUCUUUCGUUACGAAACAUGUAAGAAUUUGAACAAUGCACUUAAUGUUGUUCUUGAAGCAAUGGAUCGCCAUAUAAAUGAAAAACACAUACAGAUUUCUGGCAGUGCAACACUCUUCUACAUAGUAAAAGGAAAAGAAAAGUACACAUUUGUUGUUAAAAUCAGACGACGUGUUAUUUGUACGUUACUGAAUGGUAUGAGUGCACACAGAGAUGAUGAUACAAUGAUGCGAAAUGGCUGCCUUACGUUAUGCCAGUUCAAGAUACCAGAAGAUGUUCUAUUUGAUUAUGAGCGCCUUGUUCAUAUACUUCUACACAUUGUGUCUGAAAUGGAACAAGAAGGAUUUGUGCAGAGAAUAGGAAUAUACUUACUGAACUCUCUUGCCUGCCAAGUUGAUGGAUUCCAAAAGCAACUGCUGGGAGACCUUGGGGCAAUAAAUAGGAUGCUAGCAUUAAUUGAAGACAGACUGUCUCGAAAGGUGUGUGAUGAUGUUUUGGAAGUUGCGUGGUCGACCAUGUGGAAUGUUACUGAUGAGACAGCCAUCAACUGCCAAAGGUUUCUUGAUGGAAGAGGAAUGGAGUUCUUUCUUGGAUGCUUGAGUACAUUUCCAGAUAAAGAAGAACUGUUGAGAAACAUGAUGGGUCUUUUAGGUAAUGUAGCUGAGGUGCAGAGUUUGAGGCCACGUCUCAUGACAAGCCAGUUUGUCUCUGUAUUUGCAGAUUUACUAGAUUCUGCAAGUGAUGGAAUUGAGGUUAGUUAUAAUGCUGCUGGUGUCCUGUCACACAUGGCGUCUGAUGGUCCAGCAGCCUGGACUUUAGCUGUUCCGAAAAGAGAAGAAGUAUUGCGAAGAAUGCUUGCAGCAAUAGAGCGAUGGGAUUUGUCAACUGAGAGAAACAUCAACUAUAGGUCAUUUGAGCCGAUACUGUAUCUUGCAAGAGUUUACCAUACACCAGAAUGUCAGUAUUGGGCAAUUUGGGCCCUUGCAAAUUUGACUAAAGUUUACCCGGACAAGUAUUGCUCACUGGUUGAAGCUGAAGGUGGAUUAACUCUUCUUGAAGAAAUAAUUCAUCAUGAAAAUCCAUACCCUCGCAUCAAAGAACUUGCAACAAUGGUGAUAACACAGUGUAGGCAAAAAAAAGAACAUGAGUUAAUUGAAACGAAUUGUGCUUGUGAGAAUUAACUUGGCAACAAAAAAGUUAAUCAUAAAAUUCAGUUGAGUACUGAAAUUUGUUAUAAAAUUGUGAAUAUUUGUAUAAAUUGUAAAAUACCUAAAUAAAUUGAAGAAUGUUUUUCAUACAUUUGUAACUUAAGAACUUACAAAUCUCUUGUAAAUUUCCUGUUCUUCAUUUUCCAUGUUUUGUGUGUUACAGUUGAUUAUUUAUUUUUGUAACAUUGUAUACUUGUUUAAUUGUAAAUAAUUUUGCGAUUAUUUCAGCCGUAAUAUUGUUUGAAAUGUAAAAUUGCUAGCUCAUUUGAAGUUGCACUAUUGAUAGACUAAGCAAUUGCAUGUACCUUGAUAUGAUCGUCUUUUGAGCCUUGCAGAAUGAAACAACACAUUUUAAACAUGACACAGAUUAUGAUCCUUUUUAAAUAUAUAGAAGUCAGCCAAGUUUGUUUGUGCUUGAAAUCAGUAGUGGAGUCAGUCUUGUUUAACAUUUCUAUUGAAACUUAUUUUUUAAUUUUCGGUCUAACAAUGAUGGCUCUUUGAUGCUAUAUAUUUACAUGUAAAAAAUAAGUUGGCCAUGUCUGUAGCUGAUAUUGCAGAAAUGUUCUUAAGGCUCUAUUUAACUUAAGUAAUACCAGGAAAGGCAAAGAAAAAUGUAAAUGGCAGUAGAGAUAGAGAAAUGUGUCUUAGUCACCAACAGAAGAAAUUGUAUAAUCACCCUCCUGAAGUUGAAAUAUUUUUUUAAUGUAUUGAUGAUAAAAUAUUCAUUCUUGAGAAAUCCAUAAGGACACAGGAUGAAAGGCAAGGGGGGAAAGACCAUUCAUGUAAAAUAUAAUUGGUGGCAAUUACCGCAGUCACUGAAAUGGCAGAUACAGCAGUGUAUAGAAGCUGACAGUAAAGUUUGAUAGGGGAUGGGAAAUUAAAAGAAAAUGAUUUGAUUAGCACAUUGUAAAGGAAAAAGGCAAAUGUUGUUUUGCAUCUUUAAUGAAAAAAGUGGACUGAAAAGAAAAUAUAUAGAUGAAACUCUAAUCUGAACACUAUGAAGACUGAAAGAAACUGGUGUGCAAGCAAAUAUUGGAUAGACAGUGUCCACAUCUUGAAAUGUGAAGGAUUUAUUUCUAGUGAGGGUUAUGAGAUGAAGAGGCAUGUACUCAGGUUCAAGCCAUACUGCUGUAUGCAGUUUUAACCUUACCAGUUCUUUGAAUUUAGACGCUUUUAUUGCAGUAAUUUUGAAAUAUCUCAGAUUAUAGAAAUUUAAACAGUAUUUGAAAAUAUAUGUACUUCACAAAGUGCGAAGUCAUCAGCACUAUCAAGAAUUCAGUUUCUGACAUUUAAUUAUUUCUUGUGGUAUAUUUUUUAAAGAAAAAACAUCAUAUGUACACUACAAUUACUAUCAAGAAACUAAUUUUUUACAUAUCCAUUAGUUCGUUUGUUUGGAAUGUUUCUUAUACAUUUUUUUAAAGGUAUGCCUAAAGAAUACUGUGAAUGAUAGUGUUCGGCAUGUACAAAAAUUAAAAUUCAGUAUAAUUCGAAAAAGCAAAUUAGACAAAAGAGAUAUCUUGGUUACUGCACAUAGUAGAUUGGGGCUCAUUUAAAGUGCAGUCAUAAAAGCAGAAAUGAAUUGGUUUGCAAAAUAUUCAGUCUGAUAAUCUUCAAGUUUCUUUGUUUGUAGCUUCAAAUAUCAAUGAAAAAUUUAAAUUGUUAAUUGAGGAAGUUUACCCAUUAUUCAUUACAACAAUUUCUGGAGAAUGGCAAGGCAACCCUAACCUUACCCCUUCGUACUCUCUCUCUCUCCCUCUCCCCCACUCCCAAGUUCUCCCUCCCUCCCUCCCUCUCCUUCUUCACUGCCCCUCUCCUGCAAGUAAAAAGUUCCCUCUUUUUUAAAGGAUUCACUUUCACAAUUUUGUACUCUUGAGAGUGUCUGUCAAUUUUAAUUACGUGUACUACUAUCAGUACAUGUGGAAAAAAUUAUUUUCUUUUAGUUGUGCCUAUUUUAAAAGAUGUUUUCUCUGUACUUUUUAUGUUUAAAUAUUAUGCCAGCUGUUUUGCACUAUGUGGAUUGGCGUUUGAGGUUACCAUAACCCCUUCACGUAACUGUGUUGUAAUUUGACACUGGCAGCUAGUGCCCCCCACCCCCGCUCCUUUUCCUCUCUUAUAUGGGUAUACAAGUGGUAACCAUCGUGUUAAAAUUUCAAGCAAAAUAUACUUUUGUGUUUGGAUUGAGUUGAGAUAUGGGCUAACUGUAAGCUUCUGUAAUACUGUUUCUCUUGUUUUUUUUUUUUUUUUUUUUAAAAAAAGUAAUGAUCUGGAUUGUUUUAACCUGUAUGUAAAUAAUGACUUUUGGUAUUGUUCUUUCUGGACUUUUGACUCUAGUCAUUACAUGUUUUUGUACCGAAUAAAUGCAGGAAAUGACCUGUUAGAUUGAUAGGUAAAGAAUACGGAACCUGUACAUAAGUGUAUGAAAUACAGCUUGUUCUCUACA
Schistocerca piceifrons (Central American locust) is the source of this 5099-nucleotide messenger RNA. Its product is annotated as protein zer-1 homolog. Bases 293 to 2632 code for a protein of 779 amino acids. The transcript has 12 exons. The record is from RefSeq and is a predicted model, not a curated record. Gene Ontology annotation, cellular component: Cul2-RING ubiquitin ligase complex. Lineage: Eukaryota; Metazoa; Arthropoda; Insecta; Orthoptera; Acrididae. Gene Ontology annotation, molecular function: protein binding.